AUUAUGUUACAUUUUUUGAAUUAUGUUUUAAAUAUGUGUAUAUAGGAUACAUUGUAUGCUAGCAGUUCAACUGGAGUUAGCAUGCUAGAAUCCCAGCUAUUUAUAACCAAAUACUGUACAAAUGUAAUUCCCACCACAUAAUAAUACCACCACAUAAUGAACUGUGAUGUUAAGGACAGAAUGUGAUGGUAAUGACAAAAUGUAUUAGUUCAUACAUUUUUACUUACAUUAAGACCUGCAAAGACACACAAACUACACAUGUGAUCAUGGUUAGUUGAAAUUGAAUACUUAUUUACUAAAUAAGACCAUUACAUUUUCUAUUAUGUUAGGAUGAUUGAGGGAUUUUGAUGCCUAUUUAUAUGACGUACUAUGGUUACUGACUUUAAUUGUAUUAUAUUUUAUUUUUCUAUAAGAGAUGACAUGGACAUACACUAUAUAUUCAAAAGUAUGUGGACACCCCUUCAAAUUAGUGGAUUCGGCUAUUUCACCCACACCCGUUGCUGAAAGGUGUAUAAAAUCGAGCACACAGCCAUGCAAUCUCCAUAGACAAAAUUGGCAGUAGAAUUGCCCGUACUGAAGAGCUCAGUGACUUUCAACUGGUACCGUCAUAGGAUGCCACCGUUCCAACAAGUCAGUUCGUCAAAUUUCUGCCCUGCUAGAGUUGCCCCCGGUCAACUGUAAGUGCUGUUAAUAUGAAGUGGAAACAUCUAGGAGCAACAACGGCUCAGUCGCCAAGUGAUAGACCACACAAGCUCACAGAAUGGGAUCACAGUGCUGAAGCGCGUACAAAUCGUGUCUUCGGUUGCGAUACUCACUACCAAGUUCCAAACUGCCUCUGGAAGCAAGGUCAGCACAAUAACUGUUCGUCGGGAGCUUCAUGAAAUGGGUUUCCAUGGCAGAGCAGCCCGCACACAAGCAUAAAAUCACCAUUCGCAAUGCCAAGUGUCUGCUGGAGUAGUGUAAAGCUAGCUGCCAUUGGACUCUGGAGCGUUCUCUGGAGUGAUGAAUCACGCUUCAUCAUCUGGCAGCCCGACGGACGAAUCUGAGUUUGGCGGAUGCCAUGAGAACGCUACCUGCCCAAAUGCAUAGAGCAAACUGUAAAGUUUGAUGGAGGAGGAAUAAUAGUCUAGAGCUGUUUUUAAUGAUUCCGGCUAGGCCCCUUAGUUCCAGUGAAGGGAAACCUUAACGUUACAGAACACAAUGACAUACAGAAAUGGUUUGUCGAGAUCGGGGUGGAAGAACUUGACUGACCUGCAAAGAACCCUGACAUCAACCCCAUUGAACACCUUUGGGAUGAAUUGGACCGCAGACUGCGAGCCAGCCCUAAUCGCCCAACAUCAGUUCCCGACCUCUCUAAUGCUCUUGUGGCUGAAUGGAGGAAAGUCCCUGCUGCAAUGUUCCAACAUCUAGUGGAAAGCCUUCCAAGAAGAAUGGAGGCUGUUAUAACAGUAAAGGGGCGAGCGACCAACUCCAUAUUAAUGUCCAUGAUUUUGGAAUUAAAUGUUCGAAGAGCAGGUGUCCACAUACUUUGGGUCAUGUAGUGUAUAUUAACAAAAUCAAACAAGAUCCUUUAAGAUACCAGGAGUAUCUUUUAAGAAACAAAAAGAAAGAUACCUCAAGAGAAAAUAAAGUGGUGAACUGAAAUCCAUCUCACAACUUUCCCAGCGAGAAAAAAGAAAAGAAGGAGGCCAUAGAAAAUAAACCAAAGAAACAGAAGAUCAACUAUCUAGAAAAUAGUGGUUAUGGAGUCAUACCUGUCAAGGAACACACCACCACACUCACCUGAAGUCUUACAGCUUCAGAAUGAUGACCUAACUGCCCCUCAAAUGACUCAAAUGACUCCACAUCUAUGUGAUUGUUUUGGCCCAUAGACCGUAAUAAUUCAAUAUACAGAAGCAGACAAAGCACAACCUUCCACUUCCACCUGCACAGCACCACAGCCAUCUCCUAGCAGACAUACAUGAGGGACUGAUUUGAAAGUGGUGUGUUGUGAAAUAUGAUGAAGACCCUUACCCGGGUAUUAUACAAGACGUUGAUGCAGAGAGAUGCGCUCUAGUCAAACGAUAAGUUUUGUGGGAGCCAACUAAUUAUUUUGGCCAAGGAGAGAGGACAUUGUGUUGUACCAACCAGAGAAUGUGCUUGGUCUUGUCCCUGAGCCUCAUCCAGUGACAAAAUGGUAUAUGAUGCUUGAUGGCGCAGUCUGGGAGGAAAUUUGCUCUCUUGUUAGCAAUAGAGUGUGUUAAGGGCAAAACCUAAUCUUGAGUAAGCACACACCCGUCUCAUGAGUCUGAAUCAAUAGGCAGCAGCCAGUGAACAAUAAUUUGUUUAAUGUCAACCAGUGUUUCCAACCUUUUACAUGUAUUUCUGCCUAAUGUAUUGAAUCCCAAAAUGGUCUAAAAUAUGCUUAAGUUAUUGAGGCAUGUAUCUUUGUUUUUUGAGGUUUUGAAUGGUGUGUUCUACAGUUGAAGUUGGAAGUUUACAUACACCUUAGCCAAAUACAUUUAAACUCAGUUUUUCACAAUUCCUGACAUUUAAUCCUUGAAAAAAUUCCCUGUUUUAGGUCAGUUAGGAUCACCACUUUAUUUUAAGAAUGUGAAAUGUCAGAAUAAUAGUAGAGAGAAGGAUUUAUUUCUACUUUUAUUUCUUUCAUCAUAUUCCCAGUGGGUCAGAAGUUUACAUACACUCAAUUAGUAUUUGGUAGCAUUGCCUUUAAAUUGUUUAACUUGGGUCAAACGUUUCGGGUAGCCUUUCACAAGCUUUCCACAAUAAGUUGGGUGAAUUAUGGCCCAUUCCUCCUGACAGAGCUGGUGUAACUGAGUCAGGUUUGUAGGCCUCCUUGCUCGCACACGCUUUUUUAGUUCUGCCCACAUAUUUUCUAUGUGAUUGAGGUCAGGGCUUUGUGAUGGCCACUCCAAUACCUUGACUUUGUUGUCCUUAAGCCAUUUUGCCACAACUUUGGAAGUAUGCUUGGGGUCAUUGUCCAUUUGGAAGAUCCAUUUGCGACCAAGCUUUAACUUCCUGACUGAUGUCUUGAGAUGUUGCUUCAAUAUAUCCACAUAAUUUUCCUGCCUCAACCAGUACCUCCUGCAGCAAAGCACCCCCACAACAAGAUGCUGCCACCCCCAUGCUUUACGGUUGGAAUGGUGUUCUUCGUGUUGCAAGCGUCACCCUUUUUCUUCCAAACAUAACAAUGGUCAUAAUGGCCAAACAGUUUUAUUUUUGUUUCAUCAGACCAGAGGACAUUUACGACAAUGCUAAGUCAUUACGACAAUGCUAAGUCAUUACCAUCACGGUACAUAUUUCUGAGGAAAAGUUGUGUUAAAUUACAAUUGAUAUUGAUGAUUUUUCCAAUAUGUGAACCUUCAUUUCUAAAAUAAUAUAAAAUAUUGAUAUUUUGGUGUGGUAAAUACAUGUUUCUGAGUAUCAUCAAGGAAUAUACGGACAUUUAGACAUGAUGAAUACAUAUAAUUAAGAAAACUUCAAAAUCGUUAAAAAAACAUGAUCUAAAAAAACGUGAAAUGUUAUAUGAACAAUUUCUGUAAUUUUCUUUUCAACUAAAAUAGCAAAUCUUAUGACGUGGUGGUAGUGACAUUUUCCCUCUGGUAUUUGGGGUAACCAAUAAAUAUUGUUAUAUUCUUAAAUAGAAUGGUCUCAGCCAAUAUUAGAUCUUGUUUCCAGACAGAGUGAAGAAAAUAUUCAGAUAGAUGAAAAGCAGUUCAAGAGGUUUCAUUUUCAAUAACAUUUAACAUCCAAAAGUGCCCGUAUUUGCAAAAUCAACCAUAUGGUCACCUGAUUUGAUGGUCCAUAAUACAAUUAAUUUUGGUCCCUGGCUGCCUUGCCAACGUUUAGCUGAACAUCAUAAUUCAUUGCUCAUUCUUACAUCUGUCACCCAGUGCUCAUCAAUCUUAUCCCACACUUCUCCUAGCAUAGUGUAAAAAUUAUAACAUAAAGCUAUUUUAUAAGUGCACAUAUUUUUACAAUUAUUACACUGCAUGCAUCCCAUUUAAAACUGGACUUAAAGACAUGUCCUUCUGCAUAAAGAGCUGCAGCUGACUCCCGGGAGCGUUUGAUGUAUGUCCCAGGCGCUCCCCCAUGCUGGAAUGGGUUUAGAAAGGCUCUAGCUGGAUGCUCUCUGCCUGUCCUGUGGAGAGCGUCUCUGUGUUUGUCUUUGGUUGGUGACAGAGAGGAACAUGUGGUUCUGCGCUGGCCAAUGCUGAGCCUGGACAGGGACAUCAGCACUCAGACUAACAGCAGUGUUGGCACAGCAGAGGGAUCCCUGCCACCCCUGCAGGAAGCCGACACAGGAAAAACACAGUGAGAGAGAGAGGGAGGGGUGAGAGAGUGAUUAGUAACAGAAAGAAGAGGCGAACAGGAUGCAGUGGAAGAGGGAUUUUGCAAAGCAGUCAGCAGAGAGGCGAAAACAAACACAAGGAAAGACUGCUGUGUGACCAGAUUCACAAGAUGUAAAGCAGCUUCAGGAGGAACCCUGCCUGCUUGUUUGCCACUGAUGCUCUGUAACAACAACAGCAGAGGACUUGUUGUGUUUUCAAGGAUAGUGAAGGUGGAGAGGUACAAUGUGAGAAGCCCUCCUGUGGCCAAGAGGAUGACAAAUUAGCCCUUAUUCAGCAAGGAGAGACAGGAGUGCUCCGAGGAUCUGGAGAUGCUGUCUACAGCUCAGCAGAUGCUGCAGGACAGCCGUUCCAAGAUCGAGCUGAUCCGAAUGCAGAUUAUCAAAGUCACCCAGACUGGUGUUGGGGAUGGGAGCAGCAACCAUGACAGCACCAAUCAUGGAGAAGGAAGUACCCCAGUGGGUGUAAAUCCCCUGGACAUCCAUGUGGCUGAGUUAAAACACUAUGUCCAGAGAGAGACAGAGGUGGUGAAGGUGGCCAGGGAUGUGGUGAAGCAGCUUGAGGAGCUGCCAUCCCAGGACCAAUUAGCCCUGGCUGAGGCCCGGUCCCGUGUGCAAGACUCUUCUCAGAAGCUAGAUCUUCUGCGACUUUCUCUGGAUCACCGCCUGGGUGAGUCAUCUCAGGAGGCUCUCCGGGAGCCUGUCACCAAAAAGGGUCUCCCUACAGUAUCCCCACCCCAGGAGGGACAACAGCAAAAUUGCCUACUUUGCUCCUUCCCCUCCUCCACCUCCUCAUCCUUUCUCAAGCCGGCCUCCCUAACAGGCACACUUGAGGUCAUGCUUCUGGGAUGUGAGGACUUGCUGAAAUCACUGCCAGGACGAGGCCAAAUAACCAGUGGAUCGUCUUCUCUGGAGAGCCCACCAGAUUUCAAUGUCAACAGCCAACCUGAUCACACAGAAAACCUCUCCUUGGAGAUAAGUGCAGUGUUGAAACUGGAUAACAGAGUGGUGGGUCGCACCCACUGGAGACCUUUGAGCAAGCAGGCCUGGAGACAAAACUUCAGCAUCCAACUGGAGCGGUCUCGGGAGCUGGAGAUUGGGGUCUUCUGGCAAGACUGGAGGGUGAUGUGUGCAGUCAAGUACCUGCGCCUGGAAGAGUUCCUGGACAACCAACAACAUACCCUGUGUUUGUGCCUGGAGCCCCAGGGAACACUCUUCACUGAGAUUACGUUUGUCAACCCUGUGAUUGAGCGCCAACCCAAACUAAGGCGUCAAAGGUGCAUUUUCACAAAAGAGAAAGGGAAGAACUUCCUUCGUGCUGCCCAGAUGAACAUGAACUUUGCCACAUGGGGUCAUCUGAUGAUGAGUGUCCUGCCUCAAUGUUCCUUUACCACUUUGAGUCCGUCUACUUCCUCUGAUGUUGUGGUCAACCCCCCACCUUCUACCAAUAAGGCCACUCGGUUAACCCCCUUACUGCCAGGGGAAGUGCCGGUGAUUAGUCUUAACAUAAGUGAGGAGCGUUUAACAUUUAAAACGUUUAGCGUUGACCAAGGAAGAAACAUCCCCAACACGUUGUCAACAGCACAGAAAACACCACCUAUGCCUACUCUGACAGAAAAAGAGUCCUCCAUUGAAAACUACACAGAGAGAACAAGGAUGCAGAUGGAAGAUUUCAAAUGUAUCUCUGUCCUGGGAAGAGGACACUUUGGAAAGGUACUUCUAGCUGAGUUUAAGAAGACAGGAAAACUCUAUGCCAUUAAAGCCUUGAAGAAGAGGGAUAUUGUAACCCGUGAUGAAGUGGACAGUCUUAUGUGUGAGAGGAGGAUCUUCGAGAUGAUCAAUGCAUCGAGGCACCCUUUCCUGGUCAACCUGCACGGCUGUUUCCAGACCAGUGAGCAUGUUUGUUUUGUCAUGGAGUACUCACCAGGAGGAGACCUCAUGAUUCACAUUCAUAAUAACGUCUUCUCUGAGUUGCAGACCAGGUUCUACUCAGCCUGUGUUUUGCUGGGUCUAGAGUUCCUGCAUCUGAAUAAGAUAGUUUAUCGAGAUUUGAAGUUAGACAACUUGCUGAUGGAUGCAGACGGAUUUGUUAAAAUCACAGACUUUGGACUUUGUAAAGAAGGGAUGGGGCAUGGCGACAGGACAUCAACAUUCUGUGGAACCCCAGAGUUCCUGGCGCCUGAGGUGCUUACUGAUGAUAACUACACACGAGCUGUGGACUGGUGGGGCAUGGGCGUCCUUAUCUUUGAGAUGCUUGUUGGAGAAUCUCCAUUCCCAGGAGAAGAUGAAGAGGAGGUGUUUGACAGCAUAGUUAAUGAUGAUGUUCAGUAUCCUGGAUGCCUCUCUCCAGACUCCAUCUCCAUCAUUCAAAAGCUUCUUAAGAGGAAUCCAGAGAAAAGGCUGGGAGCCGGAGAAGGGGACGCAAAUGAAGUCAAGGGAGAGAAAUUCUUCAAGACUAUAGACUGGGAUGCACUGCUAGCUAAAAAAGUGAAACCUCCGUUCCUGCCAAAAAUUAAGGAGUCUGUGGAUGUCAGUAACUUUGACAGCGAGUUCACGAGUCUCCAGCCGAUCCUGUCACCUCCUCCCGUGUCCUGCAGCCUCUCCCCUGAGCAGCAGGAGGCCUUCGCAGAUUUUGACUUCUCAGCCCUGCAUGGAUGAAGCAAUCAGAGACCAGGGUUGCAUCCAGCUCAUGAAACGGUUGCAUGAACAGUUCCAUAGCACAACCUUUUCAUAACUGACAAUAACUGAAUGUAGCUCGCCCCAAUGGUACAUGUAGAUGAGGCGGACUGUCCUCACUUCCAUCAAAAGCCAUCAUCAACAAACCCAACCAAGCAGGAUAUGGGAUAUCUGCAGGUGGAAAGUAAUUUGAAUGCAACCCUGGUAUUUCUGUGCCAUGAAUUAGUCUGACGGCCAGGUUCUAUGACUGUUUCAUUGUUUAUAGUACCCAGUGACAUCCAAACAUUAACACUAGUGUGUAAUGCUCUGGAUUUCACUCAAAUAAAAUUGGCUGCCAUCUAAGAAACAUAAAGGAUUUGAUGAGAGGUCUAAUGUGGACAGAAUUUGAGCAUGCUUUGUGGCCUUUGCUUAUUUUGCUAUUAUCAGAUAACUGUUCCCUUCAGAGAGGUACACGCUGCCAUUUCUAUGCAUCACUGUGAGAGGCUUUGCCCACUGCCUUGACUGAGCAAAUGAAAAAGGCUGUUUAUUCCUGUUACAAUAUGUCUUUUCAAAAUGUUGUUCUGUGUGAAGAUGAAAAAUUCCAUGUUCUCAUACCUGGGUCCAGUUAUUCCCUACCGAUGUGUGUUUAACUACUAACUCCUACUAACAUAUCUACCUUCUACCUACCAGCCAAAUUAUUAUUUUUAGAGUGACUAAAAUGUGCAUGGCACACUUGUUGUGAACUUAGUUUUAUGUAGACAUUUUCAUGAGAGAAACCAUUAAAUAAGGUAGCCAUAUUUAUGAAUAAACCAAUAUUGUGGGAUUGAGCACUUAAUGCAAUAACGAGUGAGAUUGUGAAGUGAGAGGCUGAUAGUUGAUUAUGAUAGAAAUAGUAUUUAUUUUGCUAUUAAAACGGUUCAAUAGUUGCUGCUAAUAAUUAUGCAUUACUGUAUGAAUGUAUGUGGAUUACCACAAAGAAAUGUAAAUGAGACAAAAUGAAUGCAUAUUCAUUGAAAUCAUUAGUGUUUUAUUGUGUUGUCUAUGUCAAUAAAUACAAAAAUAUGAAUA
Molecule: messenger RNA, 8071 nt
Organism: Salvelinus fontinalis (brook trout)
Lineage: Eukaryota; Metazoa; Chordata; Actinopteri; Salmoniformes; Salmonidae
Product: serine/threonine-protein kinase N2-like
Exons: 19
Coding region: 4661-7006 (781 amino acids)
Biological process (GO): protein phosphorylation; signal transduction
Molecular function (GO): protein serine/threonine kinase activity; ATP binding
Source: RefSeq, a predicted model, not a curated record